AUGACCACGGCAUCUCCAACUUUCUACUCGGCCGACCCGGAGACUACGUCUGAUUUGGCUCUACGCUUUGCGGAAUCCACCUCACCCGGGCCAGAAGGCCACAUUCCCUCGGAGGCCCAUAAGCUUUCCCAGAAGAAACCGAGAAAGAUGAGAUCUUCGCCAACCGGCGACGACCAUUCGAAACUGGCUCACUCUCUGUUGUCUACUUCCUCACCCGAAGGACUGGCGGCUGCGGCUAGAGUCACCCCGAACAGAAUCGCGGGUUUACUACUGAAACAGGGCCCUUUGCCAAUAAGACACAUCACCGGGCAUCUUGCCUCGCAAAUCAAUGGGUUCUCCAGUUUGUCGCUGUCAAAACAGAGAAGACUAAUCAUCUCUGCUUUGGAGUUGGGAGACCCAAUCACCGGGUGUGUUUUUGAGAAGAUCGGCUGGGGUCAAUGGGAAGCCCGCAAAGUUAGUGAAGAGGAGGUUAGACUAAGAAACUCGAAACAGGCGCUUUCGACUAGCCCUCCUUCUGCGAACUCGUCUUUUGGUGAAUCGCUCUCCAGAAGUGCACCAAAGUCGAUCAAGAAACGUCAUUCCAACGUUGACGACGUCUCACUCGUAUCUCCACGUUCGGCAAUGUCUUUUGCGGUUUCCGCAUCUGCUUCUGCCUCCAAUUCGUGGUCAAGAAGGGAGUCUAUUACGAACCCGGCUACUGAUCCACACAACGCGAAAUUGCCGGUUUCUCCUAGUCUGAACCCAAUCCAGAGUCUGAGAAACUCCUUUAGGGGCAGACAGAUUUCGCUCGAUGAAGCCAUUGAGUCGUCGUCCGAUGAGGAGGGACUCGAAUUCGACGAUGGCGAUGGCGAUGGCUACGAGGAAGACGGAGGCAUGUUUGCGUUUGAUAACGAUGACUCCGAUGGCAAAUCGUAUAUCCGCAGCAACUCUGUGACUUCCACCCAUCGCCGUCCUUCGUUUGGCGGUAUUAUGAAACCCAGAAAACCACGGGCUUCUUUCAACAGCCAGACAAUUGAGGCCGCUCUGGACGGCAACUCAAUCGAGGGCGGUCUGGAUGCCGCUUCUGUUCCGGAAAGCAUCGUCUCUAGAAGAAGGCCAAGGGCUUCUUUCAACAAUGCCUCUUCGCUUUCGAGACAAUCCUUUUUACGGACGAACAUUUCACCAAAUACUGACCCACUGACAAUGCACGAUUCGGUGAGCAACAUCGCCAUCAACAAGGUGUCUUCCACCGAAAACGUGUACUCUGCCAGCAACAGUGGAGCACAUUCGGAGACGGAUGAAGAAGACUGGGAAUCGAUAGGUGCUGCGAGCUUGAGAAGAGCCUCUGCUUUGACACCUCCAACGCCGCUUCUGGUAGACACCUCGGAUCACAAGAACGGAAUCAAGGAUGACGAGAUGGCUGCCAUGGUUCUGAUGGAUCUGAAGGCGGUCUGA
This is a messenger RNA of Kuraishia capsulata CBS 1993, 1434 nucleotides long. RefSeq lists its product as uncharacterized. The transcript has a single exon. Gene Ontology annotation, cellular component: nucleus. The record is from RefSeq and is a predicted model, not a curated record. Gene Ontology annotation, biological process: positive regulation of transcription from RNA polymerase II promoter by glucose. Gene Ontology annotation, molecular function: sequence-specific DNA binding. The coding region runs from base 1 to 1434 and encodes 477 amino acids. NCBI's taxonomy places the organism in Eukaryota, Fungi, Ascomycota, Pichiomycetes, Pichiales, Pichiaceae.